Molecule: messenger RNA, 369 nt
Organism: Alternaria burnsii
Lineage: Eukaryota; Fungi; Ascomycota; Dothideomycetes; Pleosporales; Pleosporaceae
Exons: 1
Coding region: 1-369 (122 amino acids)
Source: RefSeq, a predicted model, not a curated record
AUGGAAGAUGCUCUCGCAGAAAUGCGGAAUGAAGCGCCCAAGAUGCGCGAGUGCAUGGCGUGGAUGUGGGACAUCAUUGGCAAGGAGCGCAUGGAUCAUAUUCCAAAGCAAUUGAAGGACAUGUACCAUGAAACGAUGGUCGUGGACUUGCUGGAUUGGCAGCCAAAGGGUAGGGUUAAAGGUGGCAAGGGUAAGGAUGACUUGAAGCAUACAAAGGGUAAAGAGGUCGAUGCCAAGAAGGAGAGGGCGUCUGCUGCCGACAAUGUCGUUGCAGGUGUCAAGCGAAGGGGCGUAUCGCCUCUUGGUAAAGACGCCAAGAAGACCAAGAUUGAACAGAGGGAUGUCGAAGGUGCUGUGUUCGUUAAGUGA